Ficedula albicollis (Collared flycatcher) is the source of this 909-nucleotide messenger RNA. Its product is annotated as proteolipid protein 2-like. Bases 1 to 537 code for a protein of 178 amino acids. The record is from RefSeq and is a predicted model, not a curated record. NCBI's taxonomy places the organism in Eukaryota, Metazoa, Chordata, Aves, Passeriformes, Muscicapidae. The transcript has 7 exons.
AUGGCGACCGUUGCCGAGAGACGGGGGCGCUAUGAGACAUCUAUAGGUAACCACACCCUACCCUACAGGGAGCGCUACAGGGGAGUCUACAGGGGGCGCUAUGGGGAGGGCAGGUCUAUAGGCAGCUCCACAGUGGCCUAUUUGGGGGCCUAUGGAACAUCUAGAGAUGACUACAGAGGAGCCCGCUGCACCCCGCAGGUGCUGUGCCUGCUGACCCUGAUCUGCUUCGGGGCGUCGCGCUCGGGCUACGCGGGGCUGGCGGCGGUGGAGCUGGUGUUCGCCGCGCUGGUGCUGCUGGCCUGGUCUCUGAGGGGUCCCAUCUGUGCCCCCCAGGAUUUUAUGCGCUGCCUCAUCGGGGCUCUGCUCUUCCUCAUCACCUCCCUCAUCGUCAUCGUCGGCCACCGGGACGGCGCCGGCAUCGCAGGAGGGGUGUUUGGGAUCCUGGCCGGGGUCCUCCUGGGAUACGACGCCUUCAUCACCCUCCCCACACGGCAGGGCCACACUGCCGCCCCCACUGAGUCCCCAGACGGUGCCUGAACAACCCCACAACCCAGCAGAGACCUGCCCAAACCUCCCCCGCAGGGCGACCCCCAGCCUUAAAUUAUUGAGGGGUCCCGACGCUGGGUCCCCCGGGGGGGACAGGGGGAGAUCUGGGGGUCCCUCAGGGCUUCCCCUUCCCCAAACGCCUUCGCAAGUGCCUUGACCUGCCCGUGCCUCAGUUUCCCCCUGGGGAGACCCCCCCCUUCCCCCCAAGGUUAAAGGUGCCCUGGCCCCUCACGGGGUUUGGGGUGCCCGCCUCAGUUUCUGGGGUGUCUCCGUUAAUUUUUGGGGUGCUCCCCCUCCUUUCCCCCAGCCCGCGGGAGGCUUUGGGGGCGAUACAUUGGGGAAUAAAGGGUUUUUAUUACUGCA